AUUUAGAAACUUAAAGACGAUAAGAAGAUGUGCUCCACAUUUCUCCCGCGAAUGGAUUUCCGCCAUAUGAAGAAAGAUCCAAAACCAUCGACAUUUUUGACUUCUUCUCCAAUUUCUCUCUUUACCUUCACUCCUUCAACUUCAACUUCAACUGUAUCUGAGAGAGCAGUUGCAGACUGUUCCAAUGGCGAUCACAACAGCCUAUUACCACCACUUCUCUCCCCCUCCUCUUAUAUUCUCCCCUUCCCGCAAUUUCCCAAUCAUCUCUCUUAACUCCCCUACCACAAGAAGAUUGAUCAAGCCGUUAAAAUCCCGCCAUUUUAGACCCGUCGUCGUUUACAGUGGAGGCGGCGAUGACAAUGGUGGCGGAAAUUCCGGCACUGGAGGCGGAGGUGGAGGUGGAGAUGACGGUGAUGAUGCUGGAGAGAGAAACAAGACAGAGGCUUUACUGGCCCUUUCGCAGGCUGGAAGGUUACUCGAAAGCCUUCCGAAAGACCUGGCUUUGGCGAUUGAGGCAGGCAAAAUUCCUGGAGCUAUUGUGAUCAGGUACUUUGAUCUUGAAAAAUCGGCUGUUUUCCGGUGGCUGCUUCAGUUUGGAGGGUUUAGGGAACGAUUACUAGCGGAUGAUCUGUUCUUGACUAAGGUUGCCAUAGAGUGUGGAGUUGGAAUCUUUACCAAGACUGCUGCUGAAUAUGAAAGACGCAGAGAAAACUUUACCAAGGAGCUUGAUUUCGUUUUCGCUGAUGUUAUCAUGGCCAUAAUAGCUGAUUUCAUGCUUGUCUGGCUUCCCGCUCCAACUGUUUCUCUUCGAGCACCACUUGCUAUUAGUGCUGGGCCAUUGGCUAAGUUCUUCUAUGGCUGCCCUGAGAAUGCAUUUCAGGUUGCUUUGGCUGGUACAUCUUAUUCAUUUUUGCAAAGAGUAGGGGCUAUAGUGCGAAACGGAGCCAAACUCUUUGCAGUUGGGACCAGUGCCUCUUUGGUUGGUACAGGCGCAACAAAUCUAUUAAUCAAUGCAAGGAAAGCCUUUGACAAGAAUUUUGCUGUUGAGGCAGAGGACGUGCCUAUCUUACCUACCAGCAUUGCAUAUGGUGUUUACAUGGCAGUUUCAAGCAAUCUUAGGUACCAAGUGUUAGCUGGAAUAAUUGAACAGCGAAUGUUGGAGCCACUAUUGCACCAACACAAGCUACUUCUGAGUGCAAUAUGCUUUGUUGUUCGAACUGGAAACACCUUUUUGGGAUCGCUUAUGUGGGUAGAUUAUGCUCGUUGGGUGGGGAUCCAAAAGAUAAGAGAAUGAUUAUGCCGUGUGAUCAUCGGUCUGGAGUGAGUAUUCCCGCUUUCUUCUCUGCAUCUCUAUUUAUCUACUUUUUCUAUUGAUUCUAUGUAUAAAGUCUUUGUAAAUUAGUAACAUUCAUUUACAUGCUGAUGAUAAAGGCAUGUUUGUAUCAAAUGUAUAUUUUUAUGGAGAAAGGUGAAGUUCUCUCU
Messenger RNA from Impatiens glandulifera, 1482 nucleotides. Its product is annotated as protein RETICULATA-RELATED 4, chloroplastic-like. The record is from RefSeq and is a predicted model, not a curated record. The transcript is spliced from 8 exons. Lineage: Eukaryota; Viridiplantae; Streptophyta; Magnoliopsida; Ericales; Balsaminaceae. Bases 185 to 1294 code for a protein of 369 amino acids.